Chionomys nivalis (European snow vole) is the source of this 4827-nucleotide messenger RNA. Its product is annotated as ankyrin repeat domain-containing protein 36C-like. The coding region runs from base 1 to 4827 and encodes 1608 amino acids. Gene Ontology annotation, molecular function: protein binding. The transcript is spliced from 50 exons. The record is from RefSeq and is a predicted model, not a curated record. Lineage: Eukaryota; Metazoa; Chordata; Mammalia; Rodentia; Cricetidae.
AUGGCCUUUGCCAAGAAGUUCUUUAGGGUUAGGGAAAAGACACCUUUCGGUUUCUGUGAUGGUCCACAAAUGACUGUCUCUGAGUUUCUCUUCGGUGAAUAUCCCAACUAUCCAAAAUACCAUACAACAUACAGACCUGUGGGGCUGAUCCACCGGGUUGCCGCGGAGGGAGAUGCGGGCCGGAUGGAGAUUCUCAUCAUGCUUGGACAAUGCAGCGUGUUCGACAGGGACCACAAGAACAGGACAGCUUUGCAUUUUGCCUGUGUCUAUGGCCGGCUCCCAGUGGUGGACGUUCUAUUGAAAAGCAAUUGUGAGAUCGAUGCUUUUGACCAGAGACAAAUCACACCUCUGAUGAAGUCUGUCCAAUGCUGGAAACAGAAGUGUGCGGCCGUUCUCCUGGAGCAUGGUGCUGAUCCGAACAUUCGGGAUAGCAGCGGCAACUGUGCGCUGCACUAUGCUGUGUACAACGGGCACGAAGACAUGGCUGCCCUACUGCUUGAAUACCACGCCGAUAUUGAACAAAAGACCAAAGAUGGCUUCACACCACUUUUGCUGGCACUCAGAGAAAAGAGGGUAGAGGUGGCAGAAUUUUUAGUCAGAAAAGGAGCAGACAUACAUGUUGUAGAUGACAUGCGAAGAAACACCUUGAUGUAUGCUAUACGAUGUGGAUCAAAAGAUAUAGCCAUGUUACUCCUUCAAAAAGGCAUUGAUUUUUUCUACAAGGAUGUCUUUGGAUGGACAGCGUUACGCUACGCUGUUGAAGGUCACUGUACUUUUAGACAGAUGCUUCUGGAUUUUGAGGAAAACAUACAUAAUAACAAAAAAGAUAAUGAACCAGAACAAAUGGAUUCUGGAAAUGACUCAUUGGCCAGGAUUUCCGGUUGUUCUAGUCCCGGGCUUCCCUUGCCUGUCUUGAAGGAAGAUGAGUGUAGCUGUGACACCAAGGUCAAAUGCCCCUCUGCGGAGUGCGCUUCCUUGCCCCAGCAGAGUAUCUCUGAGAGUGCUCCUCUGAGCUGUGCUGGCAGUUUAUCUUCGGCUAUAGACAAAAUAUUUGAAAAUUCAGCAAGAAGAAAAGUGGCAGAGCCAGACUUAGAAGUGACAUCAGAGGAAGAUCACAGUAGAUUUGAUGAGAGGGGAAGUAUCCACUCAUUGAGCAUCUAUGAGAAUCUUCCGAAUAUGUCUGGCAAAGAAUCUGUGGAAGCAGAUUCAAGAAGAGAAAAGACAAAUGAACCAGCAACAGAAUCUGGGGAGGAAUAUUCACCCUUGAUGGUAAUAGCCUUUAUGUUUUCACUUUGGAUAAUUUGCAUCACACUAAAUGAAAUGUACAAUUAUUCUUCAAUUGUUCCUUCAAACCUCUUUCAGGUUAUCAAUGAAAUGAAUGAUUCUGUUCUAAAUAAAGCAGUAGAGAUGAAGGAAGCAUGGAGUAUCCAAGAGGACUUGUCAGAAGAACCAGCGGUAAAAUUGACAUCAGAAGAAGAAUCAGAUAGUUAUGACAGCUUUGAAAAGAAUCCACCACUGGCUAUCUUUAAUCAAAUUCACACACAGGAUGUUGCUUAUUUGUCAAUUGUUAAAGAUCAAAGAGGAGAAAAAAUGGUGAUGUGUCAGGAAAAAGAAUUUUCUAAGGAAUGUCCUCAAUCAAAGCCUACCAUUGUAGAGCAAGAAUCUGUUCCAAAAGAGGCCUGGGAUAUGAGUCCAGUGAUACAAUUAUUAGCAGACACUCCUAAAGACUAUCCUCUAUCAGAGACUACUGUUGAGGAAAAUGAUUCUGUUCCAAAUGAAGUCUGUGACACAAAGCAUGGGAAAUGGUUUCUAGUAGAAUCUCCUGAUGAAUAUAUUCAAGUGAAGGGCAUUGAUGAUUUAUCUUUCUCUGAAGAUGAAAGAUACGAAAGCAUAAGAUAUGAUGAGGAGCAAGGCAUCUUUAACCUUCGGCAAUCAGCCAGCACUAAUCACUUCUUAUUUCUACCACGUGGUACUCCCUUGAAGAAUAUGCUCAAUGGAAGUCCCACAACGGCUAUUACAUGUCUUGUUUUAAAACCCAUACAGAAGAAAACUCCUCUUCCAUGCAAAGCACCAGCAAGGAAAGAAGUAAAAGCGUUUGUGUCGGAGUCAGAUGUAUACUCAUCAUCAGAGGAAGAACAAGAAUGGCCUGAUGACAAUGAAGGGGAACAUCUAAAGGCGUGCCAUCAAACAUCUUGUUUCAAACCCAUGCAGGAUGCCAUUGAAAAUCAAGACUUAGUGUUAAUGGAAGACUCAACAAUGAAGCAGGAAAAAUCACUCACGGCAGGUGCCAAAACUGCACAGCUGAGGUCAGAGGAGGAACAGACAGGAAGGUGUGGCAGAGGCAAGAAGCAGUGGAAGCCUUUUUUUGAGCAACUUCAGCUGAAAUGGAAUGUUCGAGUGUCUGUAAAUCCUGAAAUACAUGUGAAAAAUGCUGCUGAAGAGAGAGGAGUCACAACAGCACAACUGAGACCAAAGAAAGAACAAACAGGAAGGUUUGGCAGUGACAAGAAGCAGCGGAAGCCCAUCUUUGAGCGACUUCAAUCGAAGUGGCGUGCUCAAAUGUCUAGGGAUCCUGAAGAAAGCAGAGAAAACACAGGAGCGGCUGAAGAGAAAGGAGCCACAACAGUACAACUGAGGCCGGAGGAGGAACAGACCAAACAGAAUGGCUGUGAUAAGAAGCAGCGGAAGCCCAUCUUUGAGCGAUUUCAACCAAAGUGGAGUGCUCGAGUGUCUGUGGGUCCUGAAGAAAGCAGAGAAAACACCGGAGCCACUGGAGAGAAAGAAUCCCCUAAACUAUUUACAUCAGAAGAACAAACAGGAUGCCAUGACAGUGAGAAGAAGCCACAGUUGCAUAUCCUAGAGCGAUUUCAGCCAAAGUGGAGUGUUCGGCUACGUAUGGAGGCAAAAGAAGGAGAGAACACAGAAGCCACGGAAACGAUGUGCUCUUCUGAUGAAUAUACCGAAUUGAAGUCCGUGCAGGCUACCACUGAAAAGCAGGAUUCUGUACCAACUGAAGAUCCAACAACGGAGCAGGAAAUAUCAUUAAUGGCAGAAUCAGACUCAUCAGCGAAAUCAGAGGAGGUGCAAAGAAGUAAUGACUAUGAAAACAGUCAGUCGACUGGCAUUGACCAUUUAUCCAUGAUUGUGGGUCAAAGAAGCAAGGAUAUUGUAAGUGAAGAAGAGGAAGAACCAGAUUUAGAAGCAGCAUCAGGGGAUGAACAAAACAAAUGUUAUAGCAGAGAGAGCAAUCAAUCAUUGGUUGAAAAAACAAAGAUGUGUGCAAGCAAUGGAAUAGACAUAGCAAAAUACCCCUGUGAAGCUGCUGUUUUUACCUCCCCUGCUGCUGCUGCUGCUGGUGGUGGUAGUGGUGGUGAUACUGCUGCUGCUGGUAGUGGUGGUAUUUCUGCUACUGCUGCUGGUGCUGAUGCUGCUGCUGGUGGUGGUACUGAUGCUGAUGCUGGUGGUAUUGCUGAUUCUACUAUGGAUGAACUAGUUCUACAGAGAAAAUCUGGAGAAAUCAAUGACCAGAGAUUUCUUAUUAAGGAGAAUGCAAAUCAUGAUGGGCCCCGAAAGAAAACAUGUAAGGGAAAACACAAGGUGACAAAAGAAGUAAGAGCUAUGGUCGAUGUAACUCAGGCAUCUGAACCAGUUUCAGGAGAUGAUUCUGGAGGAUCAUUAAAAAUACAGAAUUCACCCAGUUCCUAUAAUGCAUUAUUAGAUUUUAAUAAAGUCCAUGAACUACUUAGGAAAAAAAAUCAAAAAAUAGAAAAUAAAAUUAUUGCUCUACAGAAGGAGCUAACAGAAAGAAGAGAGGAGAAAUCAAAGUUAGAGGAUGAAAUAGUGGAACAGGAUGAAGAAUUCUGGACACUGAGGUUUACUUUAUGCAAAGAAUUCAAAGAGACAAGAAUUAUUCAGAAAAAUAUUAAGAAACAUUUACACGAAAAACAAAAGCAGUUCAAUGAAAGAGCCGCAAUGGCAGAGCUUGAAAGACAUCUGAGAACACGAGACAUGGAACUGAGGAGUGCAAGAGCCAUCUUGAAGGAGUUGCAAGAAUCACAAAGACAACACAUAGAAACUCUAAAAACUGCCCAGAAGAUGAAAGAUCACUUACAAAGGAUUGAGCAAGAACAUUCUGAGUUAAAAGUUGAAGUAAAAGAGCAAGCUAAGAAAAUUGAAGAGCUUCGUGGGUGUCUGCAAAACUCACCUUUAAAAUUGGAACAAAAUGAAAAAUUGACACAGGCAGGUACUCAAGAAACUUUGGAGGAAUUAUGUGAGAACAUUUCCCUGAUGGGUCAGACAGGAAUCAGAAUCCAGAGUCUGCGGUCUGAAUCCUCCAAAAUGAAAACCGGAAAAGACUCAAAUACAAGUGCCCAGAAAAGUUAUGAGCAACAGUGUAUAGAAGAAUUAAGGAUCAGCAAUGCAUUGCUAUACAAUGUACACCCUUUCGGUCUUUACAGGAACAGGAGACUAGAUAAAUCCUGCACGCGAGUUCACAUCACAGUGGAGCAGGACACAUCUUCUCUGCACACACCAGAAACAAGGUUUUCUCUCGAGAACCCUUGUGUGGCAAGCAGUUGCCCUCACAGACACUUCUUCCCAUGUGGAAACAUGGUUCUCCCAGGAAACCCACGGUUUUCUGAUGACUGCAUGCGAAGCUACCCAGUGACGAUGGAAGACGAGGAAAAAUCGAUCGAAGUACUUUCCAAAUUAAAGCAAUCUUUAGAAUAUAAUUUGUAUCAGCAGCAGAAGAAAAAUGACGAACUAGCAAAGGAGAUAACUAGAAAUGAGAAACUCUUGAAAAUGGCAAAAAUUGGGCAUGAAAUGUAG